Messenger RNA from Callorhinus ursinus (northern fur seal), 2043 nucleotides. It is a transcript of the gene ABHD17C, whose product is annotated as abhydrolase domain containing 17C, depalmitoylase. Gene Ontology annotation, cellular component: plasma membrane; endosome membrane. The record is from RefSeq and is a predicted model, not a curated record. Gene Ontology annotation, biological process: regulation of postsynapse organization; protein depalmitoylation. NCBI's taxonomy places the organism in Eukaryota, Metazoa, Chordata, Mammalia, Carnivora, Otariidae. Gene Ontology annotation, molecular function: palmitoyl-(protein) hydrolase activity.
CCGGCGCCGCAGCAGCCCGAGGAGGGCGCGGGGCCCGGCGCGUGCAGCCUGCACCUGAGCGAGCGCGCCGACUGGCAGUACUCGCAGCGCGAGCUGGACGCCGUCGAGGUCUUCUUCUCGCGCACGGCCCGGGACAACCGGCUCGGCUGCAUGUUCGUGCGCUGCGCGCCCUCCAGCCGCUACACGCUGCUCUUCUCCCACGGCAACGCCGUGGACCUGGGCCAGAUGUGCAGCUUCUACAUCGGCCUCGGCUCGCGCAUCAACUGCAACAUCUUCUCCUACGACUACUCGGGCUACGGCGUCAGCUCGGGCAAGCCCUCCGAGAAGAACCUGUACGCCGACAUCGACGCCGCGUGGCAGGCGCUGCGCACCCGGUACGGCGUGAGUCCCGAGAACAUCAUCCUGUAUGGCCAAAGCAUCGGGACCGUCCCCACGGUAGACCUGGCCUCGAGGUAUGAGUGUGCCGCCGUCAUUCUCCACUCGCCUCUGAUGUCGGGGCUGCGCGUGGCUUUCCCGGACACCAGGAAAACGUACUGCUUCGACGCUUUCCCCAGCAUCGACAAGAUCUCUAAAGUCACCUCGCCUGUGCUGGUCAUUCACGGUACAGAAGAUGAGGUCAUCGAUUUCUCCCAUGGCCUGGCCAUGUACGAGCGCUGUCCCCGUGCCGUGGAGCCCCUGUGGGUUGAAGGGGCUGGGCACAAUGACAUAGAGCUUUACGCACAAUACCUAGAAAGACUAAAACAGUUCAUAUCCCACGAACUGCCGAAUUCCUGAAGGAGACACCGUGAUUUUACCUCACUUAACUGUGAACACACAAGUCCUCUGUUUUGCACAUGCUCGAACUGGAAAGCGGUCAUGGCAGGAUCACCCGGAGGAGGUACCCGCCUCUCAGUGUUCUGAUCAGAGACCUGAGCAAGUCCCCGUCUUCUGUCCCUCGAGGUCGUUCUGCUCCUCACAGCACGCGGCACCGAAAGGUGGUGACGCCCAGCAUCAUUGCCUGGCGGGAAUGGGGACGAGAGCUGGGCGCGGGCACGGUCGGUUUGCCCCGUGCUGUGUAGACGAUGCUCACAUUGGUUGCUUGGCCGUACCCACGGCUGACGAUUCAUUCCUGCAGGACUCAGCCCUCUCUCCACCAAUGUUCUCAGUACUUGAUAUGCAGCUCUUUUUCAGCUUCUGGAUUCAUGGGUUCGAUCCAUUUGUGAAGCCGUGAUCGUGUAACCGGGACACUAGGGUGAUGAAAAUUCCUUUGUUAAGUUUCGUGACCAUGCCGAUCUCCCCCCCCGCCACCCCAACAAACAAAUCAGUGGAAGGGUAAUUUACUGGAACUAUCAUGAACAGCUUUAUCAACUGGAACCAUAUAAAUAUAACUGGAAUAUUCUUAAAAGGAAACUGGGGUUUUUUUAAGUGUAAAUUUAUUACUAGUCAACAGAGUUUUAAUAUUUUGAUUGUCUGGUUGGUCUAACAAAGAGCCUAGGCAACUUUCCUUCUGUGAAGUCCUCCUUGUAGGCUUUUUUAAAGUACUGUACAUAUUUGCAAUCACAUUGUGCAUAGAUUCUUAAUGGGUACUUUUCUUUUGUCAGGCUACCACAAUGAACUGCAGAUCCCUUGUUUGUAAUGUAAAUGAUUGAAUACAUUUUGUUAAUAUGUUUUUAUUCCUAUGUUUUGCUAUCGAAAAAAAUUUUAUAACAUUUCCAAGACAAAAAAAAAUUACAAGUUUAUGCUUUGAAGAAUUUAUGUAAUGAAAAUUUCAUUAAACUAAUCUUUUUAGUUUAAGACUUCUUUGGGUUUUGACACUGGAGUUGCACCAAGUAAGCAUCAGGCACGUCCGAUGCUUCACCAUUGCUACACGACUCAUCUUGGGCGGGGGUCUGGGGUCGGGGGAUUUCUUUGGUUUUAUUUUAAUUUUUCUUUUCAAAUUUAAAAGCCUUAAAUGUACUGUAAGCCUCAGAUUGUUGUACAGCGGGAUUGCGGUUGAUUCCAGUUUGUGUGCUGUGCUUGGAUACGGCACAGCAGUCGGUCAUGGAAUAAAGGAUGCAUGGAUCA